Saccoglossus kowalevskii is the source of this 673-nucleotide messenger RNA. Its product is annotated as saposin-like protein 11-like. Lineage: Eukaryota; Metazoa; Hemichordata; Enteropneusta; Harrimaniidae. The record is from RefSeq and is a predicted model, not a curated record.
GGUAACUAAGGUACUAGUUAUAUGUGCACCUUUAGUGAAACCCACUAUCAGGGUUACUAAAGUAUUAGUUAUAUGUGCACCUUUAGUGAAACCCACUAUCAGGGUUACUAAGGUAUUAGUUAUAUGUGUACGUUUAGUGAAACCCACUAUCAGGGUUACUAAGGUAUUAGUUAUAUGUGCACCUUUAGUGAAACCCACUAUCAGGGUUACUAAGGUAUUAGUUAUAUUUGCACCUUUAGUGAAACCCACUAUCAGGGUUACUAAGGUAUUAGUUAUAUGUGCACCUUUGGUAAAACCCUCUAUCAGGGUUACUAAGGUAUUAGUUAUAUGUGCACCUUUGGUGAAACCCGCUAUCAGGGUUACUGAGGUAUUAGUUAUAUGUGCACCUUUAGUGAAACCCACUAUCAGGGUUACUAAGGUAUUAGUUAUAUGUGCACCUUUAGUGAAACCCACUAUCAGGGUUACUAAGGUAUUAGUUAUAUGUGCACCUUUGGUGAAACCCACUAUCAGGGUUACUGAGGUAUUAGAUAUAUGUGCACCUUUGGUGAAACCCACUACCAGGGUAACUAAAGUAUUAGUUAUAUGUGCACCUUUAGUGAAACCCACUAUCAGGGUUACUAAGGUAUUAGUUAUAUGUGUACCUUUAGUGAAACCCACUAUCAGGGUUACUAAG